This is a messenger RNA of Pseudomyrmex gracilis, 2133 nucleotides long. RefSeq names its product glycosylphosphatidylinositol anchor attachment 1 protein (gene GAA1). The coding region runs from base 217 to 2115 and encodes 632 amino acids. Lineage: Eukaryota; Metazoa; Arthropoda; Insecta; Hymenoptera; Formicidae. Gene Ontology annotation, biological process: attachment of GPI anchor to protein. Gene Ontology annotation, cellular component: GPI-anchor transamidase complex; membrane. The transcript has 10 exons. The record is from RefSeq and is a predicted model, not a curated record.
CGCCAGCAUUGAAAAUCUAUAGCACGUGUGACGUAAAUAAUAGAUUUUCAGUGAUUAUUUGUAAAUAUCGGAACGCAGCUUAAAAUGAUCAUUCCCGUGAUCUCGGCCGAUGUGUGUGUGUGCGUUUGACAGGCAGGUUAGGUGUGAAAACUUUGUUGUGAGUGAUCUAACGUCGAAUGUUCUUGGAAUCGCUUUUAAGACUUAAUUGCAAAACAAAUGGGUUUGCUCACGGAUCCCAGAGCUGGAACCGGCAAGAUCAUAAAAGUAUUGUUAAAAUGGGAAAAGCCACUGUGUUUCGUAUUAUACGUAGCGGGAGUUGCGUGGCUAAUGCUCUUGGCAUUACCGGCAUUUAACGACAAUACGUAUUUUUCUGAGAAUGCAUUACUACCCGGAUUGGUGACAAAAGAGAGUAAUCUUGAACACGCUGCAAAACAAUAUUAUUCUGAACUAAUUAAUGAAAUGAAAAGAUAUCCAGAUGGUAUGCCUUAUGCAUGGCUCGCAGCAAAGUUCAGUCAACUUCAUCUGGAUGUGUUUGUACACAAUUUCUCACUAAUUUAUCCUCUUCAAAAAGAACAAAAGUUUACAGGACAAAAUAUUUAUGGUAUUGUUAGAGCACCACGAGCAUCGAGUACAGAAGCUAUUGUGGUCACUGUGCCGUACAGACCUAUUAAUAGCAUUUAUUUGGACACUUCGCCUUCAAUAGCAUUAUUACUUGCAUUUGCCAAGUUCUGCAGAAAACAAAAAUAUUGGGCAAAAGAUAUAAUAUUUCUUAUAACGGAACAUGAGCAGUUGGGUAUGCAAGCAUGGCUUGAUGCGUAUCACGGUGUUGUUAGCGGUCAGGAAGGAAUAUUGAUAGCGGGAGAUUUAUCAGGAAGAGCAGGCUCUAUUCAAGCUGCUAUCAACUUGGAGUUUCAUGCUCCAAAAAUCGGUUCGAUUGAUGUUAAGGUAGAAGGACUGAAUGGCCAACUACCCAAUUUAGAUCUUUUUAAUCUGGCACAAAAUAUGAUAGCCAAAGAAGGAAUUCGACAGACUUUUCAACGCCGGUUUGAUGUUAAUUAUAGAGAUAAAUUUAAAAACUGGUGGUAUCAUUUUAGUACAUUGAUGAGUAUGAUAAUAACACAAUCUACUGGAGUACCAACUGGCAAUCAUGGACUUUUUCACAGAUUUGGCAUAGAAGCAGUUACGUUAGAGGGUUUUGACAAGUCUGGCAGAGAAAUGGAAGCAAAAUUUUAUCAAGUAGGACGCGUAAUAGAGAGUAUAGUACGAUCACUUAAUAAUUUAUUGGAACGUUUUCACCAAUCAUACUUCUUCUAUCUGUUGCCCUCCACCGAUCGGUAUAUUUCUAUCGGAGUAUAUAUGAGACCUUUGGUGCUCAUAAUAGCGAGUGUAUUUAUAAAAGCAUUUUCUAUUUGGCAAAGAUUACAGACAAUAAGUGGCUCAACUGAGACAAAGAAGCAGACAAACAAGAUUGAGACGGAAUACAACAUUGGCAGUGUUGCAUCCGAGAUACUGUGGGCGCAUAUAUUUGGAGUAUUAGUAAUGGCGUCUCCUCGAUUUUUUACCUUAAUAGGAUCGCACAUGUUUAGCCUACGUACGGAAGACUCGUUAUUCAUCAGUUUCGCUCUCAUCACAUUUGUCACGUUGUUCUGGCAUGUCUAUCCUAGAUGGUCCAUUACAUACGAGGACGUAUCGCUUGUGUGCGUCAUUGCAUCGAUCGAAUUAGCUACUGCAUUAAUGUGCAUAGCCAUGCACAAUUUUUCGCUAGCAUUACUGAUGGCCGUCAUGUAUGUGCCAAUUAUACUCUUAAUAAUGCCACAUCACCGAUCUGUAUCAAGAUUAUUCCGCAGCUGUCAGUACUUCGCGUGGAUCUUAUUGCAUCCGUUUGUCGCGUCGAUAAUUAUCGUAACGAGCAGCACGUAUUUCAAUUUCUCUAACGAUCCUAUCAGAUCUGUGUUUCUUAGAGCUCACCACGCGCACAAGCAAGCACUCGUAUUCAGUAUCGUUGAUUCCAUGAUAUACGGCAAUUGGUUUUACAACGUUGCUACUACUGUCAUGUUACCAAUCUGGCUGUUAUUUUGGAAUGUUAUGUGUUCUAAAAUUGAAACAUCUUUGUAAUAAAAUCGAUCGCCUAGA